Molecule: messenger RNA, 375 nt
Organism: Prunus armeniaca (apricot)
Lineage: Eukaryota; Viridiplantae; Streptophyta; Magnoliopsida; Rosales; Rosaceae
Source: the annotation of a GenBank genome assembly
AUGCUUGAGCUCUCGAAGACUGACAUCAGCCUUCCUCUUUUAGGGGAGUUUAGCAAAACACUCCUCAUGUCCAGUAGGCAAAUCAUCAAGGCUCGGACCAUCUUGCUUCCAUCUAUCGACAUCCUUAGCAGGGGGCAGUCCACCAACUUCCUCCUGAUCAUCGCUCAGCAGCCGCCAGCGGCCACCGCCGUUCCAAUCGUCUUUGGCCGCCAGUCACGACGACAACCAGCCUGGUCCCACCCAACUAGUCCUCGCCUUGAAAAAGAGAAGACGAAGAAAAAUUUACGUGCUCGACUUACUUUGGGAUGCACGGCAACUCCUCUCUUCGACAAGCAGUACAAAAUUCUCCAAGAUCUUUCUCAAGCUAGAAAGUAG